AUGGCCACGCCUAUUCCCAACCCUGUUCCAAACCCCCUGGUCUCCGCCGCUCUAUCAACGUCCGCGGCCCUCCGAGCCGCGCCGCCGCUGCCUGUUUUGCCACCGCCCGUUCUUGGUGCUCCUUUUGGAUUGGUCAACCAAACCGGACAGGUUGGAUUAAACUCCUCUGGGGCAGUUGCUGCCAGCGGUAUUAUGAACGUGUCCCUUGGUCUUGUGGCCACGAACAUGCCCCCUGGUCUUGUGGCCACGAACAUGCCCCCUGGUCUUGUGGCCACGAACGUGCCCCCUGGUCUUGUGGCCACAAACAUGCCCCCUGGUCUUGUGGCCACAAACAUGCCCCCUGGUCUUGUGGCCACAAACAUGCCCCCUGGUCUUGUGGCCACCAACAUGCCAGUUGCCACUGGCAUGGUUAUUACAUCAGCUUCGAGUGGGCAGAGUUCCACAGGAAAUGCCAAGUCUGCCUUGCUAACAAAACCCUUUACCAUGGAGAAACCCUUUACCGUGGAGGAGCCCAGCGGCAAAGGAGCGAGAGCAGACAAGUUGUACGUAGACGGCCGGAAGACGAGCGGGAAGGUUCUGAAGGAGACGAAGAACUUACGACGGGCCGGUGGACGUACCUGGGUGGACCCGACGCUGAACGAAUGGGCGACCGACGACUACCGUGUAUUUUGCGGCGACUUGGGCAACGAGGUGACGGACGAGAUUCUGAGCACCGCCUUCAAGCAUUUCCGUUCCUUCCAGCGCGCCCGAGUCGUCCGCGAUAGUCGCACCGGCAAGAGUAAGGGUUAUGGCUUCGUCUCCUUCCUCAGCCCCUAUGACAUGCUCGCCGCCAUCAAGACUAUGAAUCGUAAAUACGUCGGCAACCGUCCCAUCAAGGUCAUGAAGUCCAAGUGGAAAGACCGAGAUAUCAACAAUCCCAAAAACUCAGCAACAGCCCAACUCGUUAAAGAAGCCACUGCUGAAGAACACAGCAAGACGCUACGCAAAUUCCGGAAACUCAACAACUAG
This is a messenger RNA of Gregarina niphandrodes, 1008 nucleotides long. RefSeq names its product RNA recognition motif protein. Bases 1 to 1008 code for a protein of 335 amino acids. Lineage: Eukaryota; Apicomplexa; Conoidasida; Eugregarinorida; Gregarinidae. Gene Ontology annotation, molecular function: mRNA binding. The record is from RefSeq and is a predicted model, not a curated record. The transcript has a single exon.